Lytechinus variegatus (green sea urchin) is the source of this 2455-nucleotide messenger RNA. It is a transcript of the gene setd3, whose product is annotated as actin-histidine N-methyltransferase-like. Gene Ontology annotation, biological process: peptidyl-lysine dimethylation; positive regulation of transcription by RNA polymerase II; peptidyl-lysine monomethylation. NCBI's taxonomy places the organism in Eukaryota, Metazoa, Echinodermata, Echinoidea, Temnopleuroida, Toxopneustidae. The record is from RefSeq and is a predicted model, not a curated record. The coding region runs from base 124 to 2139 and encodes 671 amino acids. The transcript is spliced from 14 exons. Gene Ontology annotation, molecular function: transcription coactivator activity; protein-L-histidine N-tele-methyltransferase activity; protein binding.
GGGGCACUUAGUUCCUUGCAUAUAUAUCCUGCCGUUGAGGGAUCAUCAACCACCUGCCGAUCUCAUAUCUCAACAAAUAUUUCAGUCGGAAGUAAAAGGUUUUCUCCAGGGUACAGAAGCAAGAUGGGACGAAAAAGUAAGCGAAAAACUAAUCCUGGUCCAGAUGAAGUGUCUAAAGCGGAUAGGAGAGAACUGAUUAAACUGUGUGGACAAGUUAUCGACCUGGCUGCCACUCCAAUCCCACCAACUACUGGUGAACAAUGGGAAGAAUUCCUACAGAUCCAUAACGUGAUUGAAAAGAUACGCAAAAGACAGAAAGGUGAGCCAAAUCAUCAGUCAAAGAGAGAAGAGCACUUUGAGGCAUUCUUCAAGUGGCUCAAUAAGAAUGGAGUUUCAUCAGAUUCUGUCAAGAUUGCCAAAUUUGAUCAGGGGUAUGGUCUCCAAGCUACAAAGGAUAUCAAGAGUGAUGAGCAACUUUUGAACAUUCCAAGGAAAGUCAUGAUGACUGAUCAGAAUGCGUUGGAGUCACCCACAAUAGGUGAACUGGUACGAGGUGAUCGCCUUUUGAAAGGAAUGCCCAAUGUUGCUCUUGCUGUCUUCAUUAUCUCUGAGAAGUUGAAGCCUAACUCCUUCUGGAAGCCAUAUCUGGAUAUUUUGCCUUCAUCAUACAACCUCCCUCUGUAUUUCACACCUGAUGACAUAAAGCUAUUUAAGGGGACUACGGUGUAUGGUGAAUUCUUGAAGCAGUAUAAAAACAUUGCAAGGCAGUAUGGGUACUUGUUUAAACUAUUCAAUUUACCUGAUAAUAGUAAAUUGCAGCUUCGAGAGCACUUCACAUAUGACUUCUACAGAUGGGCAGUUUCCACAGUGAUGACCCGACAGAAUCAGAUACCAGCCAAGGAUAGCAAGGGUCUGUCUUUGAGUCUUAUUCCAUUGUGGGAUAUGUGUAACCAUGCUAAUGGUGAGAUGAAGACAGAUUUUAUUGAAGAAACGGAUUCCUGUAUCAACAUGGCUCUCAGGGACUUUAACGUUGGCGAGCAGAUCUUCAUCUGCUACGGCCGUCGUUCCAGUUCGGACCUGCUGCUCUACAGCGGAUUCAUUUACCAGGAUAACAUCUUUGAUGGCAUGGCCAUACAGCUAGGACUAAGCACCAGCGAUAGACUGUAUGCCAUGAAAGCACAGCUUUGUGCUGUAAUGAAGCUUACGGUACCUUCCCAGAAUUACCAUAUUUCCUCAGGAAAGGUACCAGUAUCUCUGGAGCUGUUGACGUUCUUGAGGAUAUUCUGCAUGAAUGAUUUCGAAUUGAGAGACCGUCUGCUGGGAGAGAACAGGACUAAUGCUCUAUACAACCUUGUAGAUAGGAAUAAGAUUGUCAGUAAGCUGAAUGAAUUACGUACAUGUGUUUACCUAGCCACAAGGAUCACACUACUCCAGCGUCAGUACAAGACAUCCAUUCAGGAAGACGAGGAGAAGUUGAAGGAUGAGAAGCUCAGUGCUCGAGAGCGUACUGCCACAGAGCUCCUCCUGAUUGAGAAGCGCACCCUUGAGAAUGCUCUGGAACACUGCGCCUUCUGGAGAGAGAAAAUAGAGGCCUUGCCUGAGGACGCAACCUCCUUUCCAGCAGCACAGGAAGAUGAUGGAGAUGUGGUAGAUCGAUGGGAGGACAGAGAGGAGGAUGAGAGUAAGAAUGGUGAUGUGCAGACGGGGAUGAAGGAUGAACUUGCAGGUGUGAAUGGGGUUCCUGGAGACAAGGAUAUUGCACUUGGUGAUACCCAGAAGGUGGAAAAUGGAGCCGACCCAGAGACAGAACCAGUCAAUGGAGAUGGAAAGGUAAAUGGUGAUGGACAUGGCGAUUUCGAUAUAAACAGUAAGGCAAACAGUGAGCGGACAGAGACUAAUUCGCACAUCCCAACUUCAAACAAAGGACUAGUCAAGAACUCAGAUGCCAUCACAAAGACCACACCCAAUGGGAACAUUAAGAUGAAUGGAGGUAUAGACAGUAGGAGACAAGAGGCAUCCAAUGGUCAUGCCAAUGGUACAGAAGAAAUACUUCCAGUUGAAGGUAGCUUGAAAAAAGUAAAUGGUGCAAUAAAUGGUCACUCAUUAAUAGCUCCUACUAAUGGAUCUAAAGAGGAAUAGAGGUCAAGCACAGCUAUAUAGAAAAUAUUUGUAUAUCUGCUUUGAUCAAGUGUAUGAUGAUUUUUUUUAAACAAAUGUGUACAGAUAAGAUCAAGAAAAUUAUAAUGGAAGUACACAUCAUGUGUUUAUCUUAGUUUUACAUAUAUCAGGGAAUGGGAAGACAAUCAUGAGAAAUGUUUAUAAUGCCAAAGUUAUAGAUAAUUUUAUUAUUUUUUUGUGUUCACAAGCAUUCAGCUGUUACAACAUUUUGUGAAUGUUGUAGUUAUACAUACCAUGCCUGCCAACCUCUCUAAGUCACAAGAUGAAGAUUUUUUUU